CUGAAUUUCUUUCAUACAACCAAGGGCCUGGGCCUAAGUUCUUGAUUAUUCCUUGAGUUGACGAAAGGCUUUAUCCAGCUGUCUCCAGCGCAGCCCUGCCAGGAUGACCGGACAUCAUAAUCCUUACCUGUCAGGCUAUGGACAGCACCCAAGGCGUCAUAAUACGGAGCGCAACAGAGCAGAUGCGCAACCAAGUUCCAUACAGCCACUUCAUCCUAUGAUACCUGCUGCCGCGGCAACUCGGACGUCGUCGGCUGCCAUUACUACAAGCGCUCCGCUCAUGACAGCCGAGCUGCAAUCGUCAAUGAUGUCCCUAUCCCUUACGCCCAACGCUGGAGGCGGUAACAGCAGCAUAGACAUUCUUGUGCCGGGGCAAGCACUGGGACCCAGCGGUUCACCAGCGCACGCAGAAAGCCCAACUCCCGGUUCCCACAUCCACCAGCCGGGCACAUUUAGCGGCCCGUCAUUCCCUUUUGGGGCUGCUGCAGCUCAGCCUGCACCUCCCGAGGUGGAGAUUACCAUCAGCGCUCCACAUGACGAGGACCAGGGGCCCGGCCACUUGACGGGGUCGCACCUGGAGGGCCUUACUGUCCAGCAAAUCCUGGACUUGGACAUCGACGCGCUAGCGGUGAAGAUUGACAGGCACCACAGCCAGACAAAGAAGGCCAUGCUGGACCACUUCAUGGAGACCAAGGCGCGCCUGAUGCAGGCCAAAAACGAGAUGAUAGAGGAGGAGAAGCGGGCGUGCAAUGCCCGCCUUGCCACUAAGGAGGAGGAGCUCAACCUCAUGAAGGCGGAGUUGGAGGGUACGCGUAUCAAGGCGCAGCGCACCUGGGAUACCCUAAGCCGGGCCUGUGACGCAUACGGCCAAGCCAAGGAGAACCGGCGCCGCACCAUGCUGCUCUUCCAGCUCUUCUACGGGUGGCGUGAGCAGGCCAUGGCGCUAGCGCAGCGCCGCCGCCGCAUGGAACGUGCUGAGCGCUGGAACGAGCUAGUGCACCUCAAGCGGAACGUUUUCCGAGCGUGGUUCCGCCAGACGGCUCGCGAGCACCGCGUCACUCUCAACAACCGCUACAUAGACGAGGUGGCGAACGCUAAGCGGCUGAUCCAUGAACACUACCAGGGUCAGAUCAAUGACCUCAAGCGCAUGCUGGCGGACGCGCAAGUGCAGCUGGAGCAGGAGGCUGAGGCCAGGAGUCGACUGGAGGACAACAUGAAGCGAGCUUUCAUGCGCGGCGUAUGCGCGCUGAACAUCGAGGCGAUGAACAUUAUGAAACGCGGUGCGCCCCCGGGCGGUGUGAACCCCUUCCCGACGACCGUCCCGGCCGGCGGGGAGCCGCAUGCGCCCGAGGCAGCACAAGGGAACUCCUCGGCAUCCAACGAGGCAUACGGCUCGCAGCCAGCAAACGUGCUGACACAGGCGGAUGCCAGCAACGUGGAUAUGCGCGGCUCCAUUACCUUCUCUCCCAAGCAGAUGUCAGUGGCGACAGCAGCCGCAAGCCACGGAGGCAGUUAUGGAUACAGCGCAGGCGGGGCCGGCAGCAGCGUGGUUGGGUCCGUGGCUCCAUCCUCCGGGCUGCCGGCCGGGGCUUCCACAAGCAUAACAGGUGCCGUA
This is a messenger RNA of Astrephomene gubernaculifera, 1615 nucleotides long. The record is from the annotation of a GenBank genome assembly. NCBI's taxonomy places the organism in Eukaryota, Viridiplantae, Chlorophyta, Chlorophyceae, Chlamydomonadales, Astrephomenaceae.